Molecule: messenger RNA, 690 nt
Organism: Lottia gigantea (owl limpet)
Lineage: Eukaryota; Metazoa; Mollusca; Gastropoda; Lottiidae
Exons: 2
Biological process (GO): iron ion transport
Cellular component (GO): plasma membrane
Molecular function (GO): oxidoreductase activity; copper ion binding
Source: RefSeq, a predicted model, not a curated record
AUGGUCAUAGUAGCAAAUGGAACAUUGCCGGGACCACCAAUUGAAGUUUAUGAAGGUCAAAACGUGAUCGUACACGUAAAGAAUAAACUGCUAAGUGAAUCCACCACAAUACAUUGGCAUGGUCUUCAUCAAAGAGGUACGCCGUGGAUGGAUGGGGUUGCUUAUGUAAAUCAGUGUCCCAUAGGACCCGAUCAAAGCUUUACCUACCGUUUUAAAGCCAAACCAAAGGGUACAUUUUGGUAUCACUCGCACGUCGGAGUUCAAAGAACCAUGGGGUUAUAUGGGGCUUUCAUCAUUAGACCUAAAGAACCGAUUGUAAUGCAUGAGUUUUUGGUAGUGAUCAAUGAUUGGAAUCAUGACUGGGAUUCCAACCAGGUUUAUUAUAGAAUAUUCCACGCAGGAUUAAUCAACGGUAAGGGCAGAUAUUACAAUGAAAAUGGAGUUCAUAAUGAUGCUCCUCUUGAAAUCUUCACAGUUUUCAGCGGUAACCAGUAUAAAUUCAGAUGGAUUUCAGCAGGAAGUUUGUACCCUUUCAGGAUAUCGAUUGACAAUCAUAAUAUAACUAUUAUAGCAUCAGAUGGAUACGACAUAGAACCUUUUACAGCAGAAUCUUUGAUAAUAAAUCCCGGAGAACGAUAUGAUUUCUACAUCACAGCAGACCAGCCUACAAAUAACUACUGGGUAAGAGCG